AUGAACAGCGCUGUAGAAGCGCUUUACAUAUUCGAUGAGCUGAACACUCCUAUCCUUGAGCACGUCUACCGCGGCCGACCUCCCGCCGCAACUGUGCUCCUCACUCUCUUCCGCGCCCACCCCACCCCGCGCCCUUCACUCCUAUAUCUCUCCAAUGCCUCCCCCCCAAUAUCCGUUUUCUCAGUAACACAUUCAAACCUCCUGUUCCUAGUCCCUUCAAAUUCGGAGAGCGAACCCCUCAUCGUCCUCGAAUUUCUCCAUCGCCUCAUCGAUGUGUUGGAGGAAUUCGUCGGCGCCCCGCUUCUAGCGGGGAAGAUACAAAGUAAUUAUGACGUUGUCGCGCAACUAUUAAAUGAAAUGUGUGAUGGGGGGAUUAUCUGCAAUACGGAGCCGAAUGCCCUGCAGGAAAUUGUUGAGAUCCCGGGUUGGAUGGAUAAGCUCCUUGUUGGGGUCGGCUUGCCAGGUGCUUCACCAAUCCUUGGUCCUUCGAAUUCGCUGAAAUCCUCAUUGACCACUCCGUCACAUGUAAAUGGAGCGUCAGCACCGGCCAUCCCCUGGCGACGGCGGGGAGUCCGGCAUACAUCCAACGAGCUAUACGUUGAUAUAGUUGAAUCUUUAUCUGUUACAAUGGCUCCUUCAGGAAGGCCGAUUUCAGCCCUGGUGCAUGGGACUAUCGUCUUCACUGCGAAAGUGUCGGGCGUGCCCGACUUAUUACUCUCCCUUGCUGCCCCCGGAGGCCAGAAGAACCUAGCCCACAAAUUCCAACUCCCCGUAUUCCAUCCAUGCGUCCGCCUUGCGCGAUGGAGAGAAAACCCUGGAGAGCUCAGCUUCAUCCCUCCCGACGGUCGUUUUGUUCUGGCAGGCUAUGAAGUCGACCUGCAGCCCGUCGAGCCUGACGCGGAUAAGCCACCCAACCACAUGGAAAAGUUAUUCCUGCCUGCCACUGUUGAUCUGCAAAGAUCGCUGGGGCCGACCGGUGCUGAAUUCGAAGUCCGGCUUACCUUAAACACCAAUUUCCCUGGCCUGCCACCCAGAAGUGGAUUACCCGGCCGCGGUUCAGGGACAUCUACCCCGUCAUUCCUCGGAGCUGGCUCCAGUUCCAGCUCCAAUGCCCCGACCAUAGAAGAAGUAGUAGUCACAGUCCCCAUCUCUUCCUCCGUACGAAACCUCUCAGAUCUCCGCGCCAGCCGCGGCGAAGCAAAUUUCACGCCAGGGAGCUCCAUGCUCAAAUGGCGCGUCCCGACAACUAGCAAAGAUGCAGGUAGUGUUUCCGGCACCGCAAUACUACGCUGCACAAUCAUCGGUCCCCUCUCCUCGCUCGCCGACGAAGAGGACGAUAACGGACACGAGUCCCCAACCACCACGCGCAAUCAAUACCGCGCGAAUCCUCUAAUUGGCUACUACGACGACACCCUUACCCAUCAGCCCGAAAGCAGCAGCUACCAGCAGCUGGAACAACCCCGCACCACCUCUAUGUCUAUGGCAUCAUCCGGUCUGCAGGGCUCGACGAACACAGCGACGAUACCGCUCGAACGUGCUCGCAAGUCUCAGAUGGCGUCUUUGAUGCCAUCUUCUGUUUCUGUGUCGUUUACGGUGCGCGGAUGGCUGCCGAGCGGGAUACGGGUCGACGGGUUGAUGGUCGACACGCGUAGGAGUCGGGGGCUGGGUGAAGGGGUUAAGCCGUAUAAGGGGGUUAAGUAUUUAUGUGUUAGUCGGCAGGGAGUGGAGAAGAGGUGUUGA
This is a messenger RNA of Histoplasma mississippiense, 1740 nucleotides long. RefSeq lists its product as hypothetical. Gene Ontology annotation, biological process: endocytosis; intracellular protein transport. Bases 1 to 1740 code for a protein of 579 amino acids. Lineage: Eukaryota; Fungi; Ascomycota; Eurotiomycetes; Onygenales; Ajellomycetaceae. The record is from RefSeq and is a predicted model, not a curated record. The transcript is spliced from 3 exons. Gene Ontology annotation, cellular component: cytoplasmic vesicle; clathrin adaptor complex.